GUAUUUUUAAGGAUAAGCCCAGUCGAACCCUUUUUCAUGAUGCAGAGCAGAACUUAUAUUAUAUUCCCCUUAAGUUUUGUAGUACAAUUUGGGUGCAUGUUACGAUUGAUAGAUGGAAAAAGCGAAUCCCAUAUGCGAUUCUCAUUGAAUUGGGUAGUUCCA
This is a messenger RNA of Sphenostylis stenocarpa, 162 nucleotides long. The record is from the annotation of a GenBank genome assembly. Lineage: Eukaryota; Viridiplantae; Streptophyta; Magnoliopsida; Fabales; Fabaceae.